AUGGCUUCUACCAGUAACACGUCGCAAGAUGUUGAUACCAACCCGUCGCAAGACGUGGAUAACAACCCGCCGCAGCCAAGCCAUUCUUUUCGUUUUUGGGCCAUCAUUGUCUCCUUAAUGAUUGCUUCACUACUAUCAGCACUGGAUGUCUCUGUGAUCUCAACGGCAAUGCCGUCUAUAGUUCACGAUCUUGGCUCCACUUAUGCCUUCAUCUGGAUUGCCAAUGCCUACUUCCUUACCAUGACCGCGUUUCAGCCGAUAUAUGGACAGACGGCCAACAUCUUUGGCCGCCGCAGCUUGACCUUGCUUGCUGUCUUAUUGUUCGCUGUCGGCUCGGCAGUGUCCGGGUCAGCACCAAACCUCGGCGCUUUGAUUGUUGGUCGCGCGAUCCAAGGCAUCGGUGGUGGUGGCAUCAAUAUCCUGAUUGAGAUUGUCGUCGCUGACCUCUUGCCUUUACGCCAACGUCCCAAGUUUAUUAGCAUUAUCUUUACUGCCUAUACGGUAGCUGUAGUGCUCGGGCCCGUUAUUGGCGGGUUGUUAUCGGAAAGAGUGACAUGGAGAUGGAUCUUCUAUCUAAACCUUCCAGUAUCCGGUGUGGCCCUGAUUAUGCUCUUUGCGGUCUUGCGCGUGCAGUAUAAGAAGGAUUCCAUGCGCAAUUCUCUAAAGCGGGUGGACUUUGGCGGAAAUGUCCUACUGAUUGCUUCUGUGGUCUCUGUGCUGUUGGCACUCACCUGGGGUGGCGUGGAGUUUCCAUGGUCCUCUUGGAGGACAAUCCUACCAUUGGUUCUGGGUGUGCUUGGUAUAGCUGCUUUUCUUGGUAUCGAGUCCACGCGAUAG
Molecule: messenger RNA, 837 nt
Organism: Pestalotiopsis fici W106-1
Lineage: Eukaryota; Fungi; Ascomycota; Sordariomycetes; Amphisphaeriales; Sporocadaceae
Exons: 2
Coding region: 1-837 (278 amino acids)
Biological process (GO): transmembrane transport
Molecular function (GO): transmembrane transporter activity
Source: RefSeq, a predicted model, not a curated record